This is a messenger RNA of Trichoplax adhaerens, 3873 nucleotides long. RefSeq lists its product as uncharacterized. Bases 1 to 3873 code for a protein of 1290 amino acids. Lineage: Eukaryota; Metazoa; Placozoa; Uniplacotomia; Trichoplacea; Trichoplacidae. The record is from RefSeq and is a predicted model, not a curated record. The transcript has a single exon.
AUGGCCUCCAAGAUACCUCACGGGGAGGAAAGUUCCUCUGAAAGGUCUUUAAAUCAUAGAGCUAAUAACAAACCGGAUUCAACAUUUUCUCAACCGACUAGUCGACAUCGCUUUGCUCCGACUUAUGAACGAAGCAAGCAAAAUAGUGAACGAGGCUCUGGUAAGCGUCCAGGGGCUACCACCAAUUUCUACGAUAAUGCCAACCCCAGUCGGUCCGAUUCUUCGAACUGGAGACAACGUAGAAAUCCGCUACUUGAUGGGAAUACAAAUUUGAAAACAAGUUCGACUUAUCAUGAACAGCGAGAUCGUGCUCCGAGUAACGAUCGAUCAAGCUGGAAAAAAAGUGGCGGUCGGACUUUUCAUCGGAAUCCAAGUUUUAAUUCCGAUUUUUCUAAUAAUGAUUCCAGACAAAAUUACAACACAAAAGUUGGUCGAUCUCGAGAUGAAAUCCAGUCUCCCAAAUCAUUAUUUUUUUUGCGCCAUUCAUAUGGGGAUAAGCAGACGGUAGAACUUCGAACUUACAAUGAUUCUGGUUAUGGUAUGGAUACCAUCAGUAAAUCAUCAGGUGGUAGCGAACCAUUUUAUAUUCCACAUCUUUCUCCUAUCUGUCCUAGUAAUCAAGAUGAAAUAAAUGAUUUAUCAGUAAUGCUCCAGUCAUCGCUAACUGAAAUCAAGGGGAAGAUUACUGAUUCCACAUUUAAUCAUUUAAACGCCAAUAUUCGAUAUGGUUUGGUCUAUGUAGAUGUUCCAAGACCGUUUGUCGAUCAAAUGCCAGCUCCGGAUUUUAAGAAACAUCUCAAUCAGAUUUCGCCAUCAGCUCACGGCAAUAAUCCUUUAAUGAAACGGAGAAUUUGCAUCUCAACUGGCUUUUCUCCUAUUAAUGAUAAUUAUUUGCCUAAGUACGAUCAAUUAGAAAGAAAUCCACCAUUAAUUUUGGAUAACGAAGAACAAACAUUUACAGUCGUUUCAGGUUAUGAUAAAAACAAAAUAUACCAGCAGGCUGACUAUAAUAAUCGAAUGGAAUUGAUACGUAAAGAUAAUAGCAUGACUUAUUUACAAUUUGACAUCCGAAAUUCUCCAUGUUCUCCCGAUGUCCAGAUUUCCAUUACUGGUAAUAAUUGUCAAAAUGGGACGGAAACUGUCGCAGGGUAUAGAAAAAAUACUACGAUAAAAAAAUCUACUCCUAUUCUACAAUAUAAUAGAGAUACUGAUGAUAUCGUUGUAGCAAAAGAAUAUGGCGACGUUCGUCAUGUUCGUUGUAAGAAGACGAAAUUUUUUAAAUUAUCCAAAGAUGUCGAAAUAUGGGAAGCUCUACGACAGAAUAUCGUCAUCGAAGCUUCAGAUAUCAUCGAAUAUUCUUACUUAGAUCGAAAGAUCGGUCGAUUUAAUCGACGACUUGAUAAGGCAGAGAUAAAUAUUAGAAUUAAAUUAAACUCAAUACUACGGCUUGAAAACUUGACGCUAUUUGCGGAAAAUUUGCACAAGUUAAUUUUCAUCACUUUGCCUAAAUACUUUGUAAAGCUAAAUCAAUAUGGCCAUCAAAUAGUGAAAUGGAGUCGAAAUUGGAACCCUAAAAUGUCUAAACACGGUUAUCGACAGGAUGAUGGGAAAAUGAAAUUAUUAAACGGUAGGCUACCUCACGAGCAAUUCAAAACAUGGAAAUUAGUAUUACUACGUCACUCUUCUGGGCAUAGUCAGAAAGUAAAAUUUUAUGAGCGUGAAGGUUUUGGCUGCAAUUUCAAAAUAAAUUAUAAGCCAUUAAAUAGUAGCAGCAGGCCUUUACCAUAUUCUCGGAUUUUACCUACACCUGAUACUUGCAAUGAUGAAAUCGAGGAAUUAUCGACAAUGUUCCAGCUAUGGAUAGGUAAAGUUGUGGCAGAAUGCAGUGAUCCUUCAGUAUUUGACAACUUAAACGCUAGCAUUCGAUGUGGUCGUAUGUACUUAGCAAAACUACAACCGUUCGUUACAGAAAUGCCAAUUACUCAAUUUAAAGAACGUCUAAACAGUCGUCAAGUAAAUCCUGAUAAUCGCAUCUUAACCGGUUUUACUUCUAACUGUCAUAAAGAUCUACUCGACUACGCUGAUUUGCAAGAGAAGCCAUUAUUGGUUUUGGAUCAUGAAGAGGAAAUAUUCAGAAUUGCCUUCGAUAUCGAUGACUAUAGAAUUUGUGCUUAUGCCGAUUGUAAAUUCGCUAACGACGAGAUAGAGUUAAUAUCUUAUAACGAAGAUAGAACAUACUUAAAGUUUGAUGUUAAAAAUUCUGGCUAUGGAAAAGAUUUUCGAAUUUCUUUCAUUGGAAAUGACUAUCAGAAUACACAAGAUAUUCCAUCUAAAUGGCAAGAUAUAGCUAUAGAUAAGUGUCCAAUCAUAACACGAGAUAAAACUGCUGGCGACAUCAUUGUGGGAAAGGCAUAUACGGAGUAUAUUCGAAAUGUUAGGCGCAACCGAACAAAAUAUUUCAAGUUCUCGGCACAAGUAGAUUUAUCAGAGGAUCUAAGACAGCUAAUUAUUAUACAGGUUACAGAUACUACAAACUAUUCUCAAUUAGAUAAAAGUACUGGCCGAUUUAAGAAAUCAUUUACAAGUAAAGAACUGAACGUUAAGAUGCCAUUAAAUUCAAUCCUGCAAAGUGGGGAUUGCCACAUGUUAGCACAAAAUUUACACAAGAUAAUGUUUACAAUAUUGCCAGAAUAUUUGGUAAAACGAACUCUACGUAGCAAUCAGUAUUAUCGAAGUGUCUUCAAGAACAAAUUUCGAAAACUUUUCGGGAAUAGAGGCCCUUCUAAUCGCAGACGUAACAAUACAAAGAUUAAGUUCCUUUUAUUGCGUCAUUCUUACAUGGACUAUCAAAUAGUAGAAUUUCAUGAAUAUGAUAAGGAUGCCUGUUAUCGAAUGGAUAGAUAUUAUAGAGCUUUAGCGAAUAAUAGUAAUCCGUUUUACGCACCACAUAUCACGUAUAAUUAUAAUACUGAUUAUGAAGAAAUUAACGAGUUAUCGAACAAGCUCCAGAAAUGGAUUAGUACAGCGGAGAGAAAUUAUGCUAUUGCUUCAAAACUACCCAAAUUUUAUAUGAAACUUCGCUAUGGUCACGUUUACCUAACCGAACUAAAGCCAUACACGUAUAGAAUGACAGUUGAAGAAUUUAAAGAAGACCUACUUAAGAUUAUGCUCCCACCUCGUAGGAAGAAGAAGAAUUCCUAUGAAUUCCAUCGUACGAUAAGAACGGGCUUUUACCCUGCCUACGAAAAUUAUGACGAUGAUAUAGCUAAAAGUGGAGCGUUAGUUUUGGAUCAUGUCGGUGAAACAUAUAGAAUUGCCUUUAACUCUGGUGAUAGCAAAAUUUUAGAUUACGCCGAUUUCAACGAUCAGAUGGAAUUGAUAGCUAAUUACGAAGAUAAAACGUAUUUAAAACUAGAUAUCAAAAAUUCCGGUAAAGGACGAGAUGCGCGAAUUUCUAUUCAUAAUAAUGAAUUUGAAAAUGAGAAACUUUCCUCAAAGAUGUUCAAAAUGGAAGCAGAUGAGCCUGCCAUUUUAACUAGAGAUCGAUAUACUGAUCACGUCAUGGUAGGAAAGGUAUAUACAGACUUUGUAUAUAACGUUAGACACAAAAAAGCAAGACAUUUCAAGUUAUCGGAUAAUGUCCCGUUGUGGGAUAAAUUACGACAAGCAAUUACCGUCAGAAUUGCUGAUGUUGUAGAAUAUUUCAUGUUAGAUCGAUCUAGUGGUCGAUUUCAUGAAAGGCAUGAAAAAGUAGAAGUCAACAUCAGAUUUCAAUUGGAUUCGAUGAUACGUCAAGAAAACUGUCGGUUAUUAGCAGAAAAUUUACACAAAUUAAUGUUUACAAUUUUACCGAGAUAUUUAAGUAGUCAAUAA